Molecule: messenger RNA, 453 nt
Organism: Aspergillus ochraceoroseus IBT 24754
Lineage: Eukaryota; Fungi; Ascomycota; Eurotiomycetes; Eurotiales; Aspergillaceae
Exons: 2
Source: RefSeq, a predicted model, not a curated record
CACACAAUCUCAGCCUUCUCUUAAGAAAGUUGUCUGUCAAUCUCAAAACAACCACAAGCAAAAUCUUCGUGUUUUCAAAAACCACCACUCACUACAUUCUCAAAAUGGGUACGUAGUUAGGUUCCUUCUUACCCUCUCUGUGCCUUUUAUCUACCUGGCGGGGGGUCCAAUUGGCGGGGUGUUUAACCCUUCCUGGAGGCCUUUGGAGGUCGAAUCGAACCACCACACCAACCUUAGUUUCUUCGUAUUUUCUUUUUGUCUUUGCGCGGACGAUAAAACUUAUAGUUGGAGAGAUUUUCUUGCUGACAAUGAGCUGUAAUAGCUGACCACGGAUGCUCCUGCGGUGCUUCUUGCCAGUGCCCUGCCGGCUCCUGCCAGUGCCCGAAGAAAUAAAUUACUUUCAGUAUCCCGACGCGCUCCAGCGAGUGCAAUAGAACAAGUCUUGAUGAUGGU